Messenger RNA from Iphiclides podalirius (scarce swallowtail), 468 nucleotides. Lineage: Eukaryota; Metazoa; Arthropoda; Insecta; Lepidoptera; Papilionidae. The record is from the annotation of a GenBank genome assembly.
AUGAGAUCGCUGGUGGUGUUUGCUGCUGCCUUGGCGCUGGCCGUCGCCGCGCCGUCGCAGGUGAAGCGCUCCCUCGGGCAUGCUGUCGCCUACACUGUGCCGACUUCGGUGAUCGCCGAGCCCGUGUACACCGGCCCCGCUGUCUACGCCGCCCCUGCGCUGUACACCGCUGGCUCGGCCGUCUCGCACCAAUCGAGGGUGGACGUGCGCACGUCCCCAGCUGUGGUGGCUACACCGACUGUUGUGGAAGCCGCACCAAUUGUCGAGGCGCGCUCCGUGUACUCUGCGCCACUGUACGCCGCUCCUGCCGCCGUGUCCCACCAGUCCCGCUAUGACGUUCGCACGUCGCCAGCGAUCGUCAGCGAGCAUGUGGUAGCCCCAACCGUGGUAAAGCAGGAGCUGGUCGCCGCACCCGCCGUGGUCGACGCCCGCUCAGUCUGGACACCGACGGUCUACGCCAGCACCUGG